Molecule: messenger RNA, 7366 nt
Organism: Bombus pyrosoma
Lineage: Eukaryota; Metazoa; Arthropoda; Insecta; Hymenoptera; Apidae
Product: trehalase-like
Exons: 7
Coding region: 1227-3215 (662 amino acids)
Biological process (GO): trehalose catabolic process
Molecular function (GO): alpha,alpha-trehalase activity
Source: RefSeq, a predicted model, not a curated record
AAUGCUGUUAUUAUAAUUUAUAGAACAAAAAAAUUUGAUUGCUUUUUUCUGAGACAUUGUAGACACGCGAUGGGCAUGCCUACCUCUUUAUCAAGAGAACGAGGAUUUGGCAAAUGCAAAAAAGAGAGGGGGAAGAAAGACUGACAAUCAGUAAGGGCGAUAAAACGAACGAACGUCAAAGAAAGAAGGAGCGGGUGGGAUGAAGCGAGAGAGGCUGAAAGAGGGAGACGGACAGGAAAGGAGAAAGAGGGGACGAGAGCGAAAGAGCGUCUGAGUCUGAACGGUGGAGGUUCACUUGGAUACUCUCGGUCAGUCACAUACGCAACGCGGAACAGUGAAUAGUGAAUACUUUUUUCUGUAACGAAACGAUUAAUUUGAUUUCGUCAUCAACGGUAUCUACUGCGUGUUUAAUGCCUGUAGCAUUUCGUCGAUAGGUAUUUGUAUCGCGUGUGUUUUCGCUUUCAAGAUUGUGCGAUUCGUUUGCUUCUGUCUCAAGAGUGGUUAACCGGGGGUGUGAGUGGGUUUGUUACGUGCUAAUUUUUCCUCUUUCUUCCAUCUGGUUCGCCGAUAGUAUCGACAAAGGGAGGAUGAUGCGGCCUUGGAGCUGAGACCGCCCCGCAGACUGCGUCAGACGGAAGGUCCGGUACCACAACCGAUCUCCAAAAAGUAAGAAAAGCUCUAAUAUCGUCUCGCGUCUCGACCUUUCCACGUUGCUAGCGUACUCGCAAACAACUCGAGUAUCAGAAACGAAACGAUAGAACAAAGCGUUACGAAACAAAAAAGAGCGAAUACAAAAAAAAGCAGAGCUUAAGCGUGCGAGAGGGGGGAGAGAGAGAGAGAGAGAGAGAGAGAGAGAAAGGGUGAAAGGAGGCGACAGAAAGAAGCGGACGGAGAGAGAGCACAGGUGGUAACCAGAGCUAAGAAGAAGAAGGAGCAGAGACUGAAAUAGGAAGGACGAAGAAACGAAUGCUUUCGAACUGAGACGGUGUAUAGGUCGUCGAAACUAUACAGGGUAUGUUGCAGCGGUAAACAGGCGAUCGAACGAAGAAUUUAAGAAAGUUGGUUCGAGUGGCGCGCUUACUGUUGCAUCGUCGUCUUCCGAAUUCGAAGCAAAAGAGGAACUGGUUAAAAGAAGGAAAGUAGAGGAGACGAGGACAAGGAAGAGACAGUCGACAGCCGAGAGAAGAAGAGGGAUCGUGCGAAAGGGUCGGCCGGUGGUGAGAAAAAUGGCUUGCAGCUGCACGCGCUGCGGUUCGACGAAUAUGCUGCUGAGUGCUGCGUUCUUCGCGUUUCUCGUCGUUGCUCCGUGUUAUGCUAGCACAGAGAAGGCAAGCUACGUGAAACCGCCUCCGUGUCAGAGCGAUAUUUACUGCCAUGGCGAGCUGCUGCACACGAUACAGAUGGCCUCGAUCUACAAGGACUCGAAAACGUUCGUCGACAUGAAGAUGAAAUUCUCGCCGAACGAGACGCUGCUCUUAUUUCGCGAAUUCAUGGAAAGCGUGGAUCAAGCACCGACCAGGAACCAGAUCGAACAGUUCAUCAACAACACGUUCGACCAAGAAGGAUCCGAGUUCGAGGAAUGGAACCCAGUGGAUUGGACCAGCCAACCCAAGUUCCUUAACAAGAUCCACGACCACGACCUUCGCAAAUUUGCCUCCGACUUGAACCAAAUUUGGAAGAUGUUGGGACGAAAGAUGAAGGACGACGUGCGGAUCAACGAGGAUCGAUAUUCCAUCAUCUACGUGCCGAAUCCGGUGAUCGUCCCCGGCGGCCGAUUCCGCGAGUUCUACUACUGGGACUCGUACUGGAUCGUGAAAGGGCUGCUGCUUUCGGAGAUGUACACCACCGUCAAAGGAAUGUUAACCAAUUUCGUCUCGCUGGUGGACAAGAUCGGUUUCAUCCCGAACGGAGGCAGAAUUUACUACGCUAGGAGAUCUCAGCCUCCCAUGUUGAUUCCUAUGGUCGAAGAGUAUCUGAAGGUGACCAACGACUACAAAUGGCUGGAAGAUAACCUUCACCUUCUGGAGAAGGAGUUUGAAUUUUGGAUGACCAAUAGAACGGUGGAAGUCGAAGUGGACGGAGUCAGAUACACUUUAGCCAGAUUCUUCGAGGAGUCUUCGGGACCCCGACCAGAAUCCUACAAAGAGGAUUACCUGACCAGCCAAAGUUUUCGCACGAACGAAGAGAAGGACAACUAUUAUGCGGAAUUGAAGACCGCGGCCGAGUCCGGCUGGGACUUUUCUAGUCGAUGGUUCAUACUAGACGGCACGAACAAAGGUAACCUGACGAACUUGAAAACGAGAUACAUUAUCCCCGUGGACUUGAAUUCGAUAAUAUAUCGAAACGCGCAGCUGCUAGAACAGUACAAUCGAAGGAUGGGCAACGACAGCAAGGCCGAGUACUACCGGAAAAGAGCGGACGACUGGAAAAGAGCGGUCACGGCCGUACUCUGGCACGACGAAGUCGGUGCUUGGCUCGACUACGACUUACUGAACGACAUCAAAAGAGAUUAUUUUUAUCCGACGAACGUUCUACCGCUUUGGACCGAUUGUUACGACAUCGCAAAGAGAGAGGAAUACAUAGCGAAGGUGCUCAAGUAUCUAGAGAAAAAUCAAAUAAUGUUAAAUUUGGGCGGUAUACCGACCACCCUCGAGCACUCUGGCGAACAAUGGGAUUACCCGAAUGCCUGGCCGCCCUUGCAAUACUUUGUCAUCAUGUCGUUGAACAAUACCGGAGACCCGUGGGCUCAGAGGCUCGCCUACGAGAUCAGCCAACGAUGGGUUCGCAGCAAUUGGAAGGCGUUCAACGAGACGCACAGCAUGUUCGAGAAGUAUGACGCCACGGUAUCAGGCGGUCACGGAGGUGGUGGUGAGUACGAGGUGCAACUAGGUUUCGGUUGGAGCAACGGGAUCAUCAUGGACUUGUUGAACAAGUACGGAGAUAGACUGACGGCCGAAGAUCGUUUCGUAAUAGUGCAGAACGUCUCUCCUCCAGCGGUCGUCGUUUCGACCGCCGGUCAAAUGAUGACCGGUAUCCUCGCCCUCCUAAUAUCGUUGGCCGCGGGAUUCAUCGGAAUGGUGGUUUACAAAAGGCGGCAAUACUAUGUUCCUGGACCGUCGACGAUGCCAAACAAGAGAAAAGUGAUCUCACCGUCCGGAAACGUUUAUCGAAAGAGGAUCGCCUACACUGAAUUGAAGGACAUGAACAAUGAUUGACGACCGUUGCUCUUUUAGAAAGCCGAUUCGUUUAAAGAGACUCUUAAAACGCAACAAGAGCACAAGAAGACCGGGGAUAGGAUAAAAGGAGCGCAGACGCAAAAAGGACACCAAUUAGAAACCAGAAACCGUCGAUUAUUGACUGAUCGCGAUCAAGAUCGACCGUGAACCAACCAGCGAAGAUCGUCGCUUUCGAUUUUCUCGCCAAAGGCUAGAAAGCUUGGUAACAAUUCGUGUGCGGUUUCAGAUCGUCCUCGCACGAUUCGACUACGCGAACAUCAUCGCCGUUGAUUUGCGCACGCAUCCAUCGCGGUGAAUCUUCCGACUCGAACGUUCUUACGUUCGGAUAUUCGUAAGAAAAGUUCGCACGUUGGACGUGCGUGAUCGCGUCCGUCUCAAGUUCUUUUUCUCUUUCUCGGUUUUCAGUUCGGUAAGUGGAUCGCGCGCGCUACAUUCGCGGGGAAGGUGAUACGGUAGCACGGUGACACGUUAACGACUCUUUGUAGGGCAACUCUGUCGCUGAUAGACUAAAGCGCGAAAAUUCGACUUCUCCGAAGGAAAACGUUCGAGAAGAGACGGCAGUGCGGAACGAUUUGGAACGCGACACAGCGCGGCACUAAAAACCGCUGGAAACCGUGCGUUUCGCUCGCCAAGCUUCGCCGCGACUUCGACGGGUAUCCGCUCGCGUCGUGGUCUCCCCCACUUUAACCCUUCCCUUCCACUACGCGCUCGGCCUAAUUACACGACAGCUAUCUUUGUUGCAAUCACGCGCUUAUCCUUCUCGAAUUACCUUAUAAUUUCGAAACACACUGGCGACGAGCGGAACUCGCGAAAUUGAACACGGACGAUGGUGUGAAGAGCUGUGCGGUGCAAGGAUCGAAACGAGCGACAACGUGCGUGCGUUGAAGCUCGGACGAAGAAUGUGCAACUUUGCGACCAAGCUUCAUGGCACAUACUUCCACGUUCAUUGUUUAUAGGUGAGUUUAGAUAAUCGAUUCUGUAGAUAAAAAUGUCGUAUCUUUGAGGAUAUUUUUGUAUAAAGAGCAGCUUGUACGUUUAGUGAAAGUCGCGUUCUCAUUGCUAUUUACCAUCCGGGAUAACUCGCUUGAACGUUAUUAUCGACUUGUAUAAACGAGUCGCGCAAAGUUACCGCAAGGUGCGCAUCGCUAUCCGGAAACGGUGACGGGAUGAACGAUCAAUUACCGACGACGAGAUUUCGCAAGAACCGGUCUUCGUGCUUUGCAUCCGUCUAAUUGUAAAAGAUGCAUCGAGCUAUCCUCGACGUUUGUGACGACCGAAUCGAAACAAGAGACGUCGUUUCUAAUCCGAACUCUAUGCUCGCCCAACUUUUCUUGUAAAUAGUAAUGCGUAUUCUCGUUGUUCGACGAUUUGGAACGUCGAUACGCGGAACGUAAUUGGCCAAACGCAUAAGACAAUUUGAACCGUUACUUCGACUACAAUCGUUGUUUAUAGACAGUUUUACGUAUCAAAAAGCUCGAGCGAACAAAAUUUAGCACGGCCACGGAACGAGUUAUUGACGAACCGUCGUCGAAGCGCGUCAACCGACGAAUCGAAGAUCGACUGGUUCGAGACUGAAGAACGUUACCGCGAUAUCCUGGAUCUUCCGAUAAUCGCGAUCGAUCGCCGGCAGACGAGCAUCGACCAAUGAGCACCGCGUCUUAAUGAUUUUUGACACUGUUAGUUUUAUUAUGAGCGACGCGAAUAUUAUAUAUAUAUAUAUAUAGAUAGAUAGAUAGUUAGGUAGAUAGAUAGAGAAUUUUGUGUUUGCGAGUGAACGAAAAAUCGGCCGAGAGCCGAUGAAGAAUGAUCGCGGUUGAUCCUAUGAGGAAAUUUACCGCAUCACGAAGCAUGACGACGCGGUCGGAUGGACUCGAUCGUUAGCUGCGACUGUUUCGCGCACGCGCAUGCCUAUUCUGAAAACCAUCGCGCGCCGUCUUACCGACGAAAAAUUCGCUCGAAACCUGUACAUAUUUUGCGGUGAAAUAAAUCUGUUAUUUUCGCGUUACCGUUUAACGACGGAGACGAAUCGCCUGGUUCGUUCAGGAUGCGCCGAGUCAGGAUGCGCAUCAUGUUUAACAAGCAGGAUAUUAAGAAACUAUAUUUGCGAUUUGCAGAUAAAACGGAACCGGUAAGAAUUUAUUGGAUUGUUCCAAAAGUUCGUAGCAUCUUUAUUACAAAUAAUAAUUCCGUCUAUCAAAUAAUGAAAUGUUCGAACAACUAUACUGUUCUUGGUUGGAUAUUAAAGAAAAUUAGUAAGAAUUAUCCAAAAUUUAUUAAUAAAAUAUGUUUCUCUUUUUCAGUGGGACAAUGUUAAACGUUAUACAAUCAAAUUUUGAAUCGUAUCUAAAAUGUUCGUCUUUAUCGGUCUCGUUACUAUUUAUUGUGAUCUUUAGAAAAUUUAGUCGAAAGUUAAACAUGAAAUCAAAAAUACUUUAGUAGAAGCUUGUAAAAGCUAUGCGAAGUUCAUUGAUGAAAAAGACGACAAAUUUUUAAUUUAGAUCUUUCUUAACUCAUAUUACGAAUUUCCCGAACAGUCUAAUUUGUUAGUAAAUUCCUUCCAUUAACGACAACAAACUUCAAGAGAUUUUUCGCAAGAGAUGUCGUGGCUUUUUACCAUCAAAGAUGUUACUGUUCCCAAUUUAAAAGGAACCACACGAUGUAUUUUACUUAACUAAACUAUUUUCUUCUUAUUUAUUUAUAUAUUGUUCGUCCUUUAAAGCGUCAUAACCUACGCGUUUUCUUUUAUUGUUUAAUUACGUCGCAAAAAAGCACGAUUCUACUUUACCAUCGCAUGAAAUGAACGUUAUCAACAGAUUGCGAAUGUUUACACAAAUAUUUAUCAUACUGAAAUAUAAAUAUAGAUUUCUUUCAAUUAUUAAAUGCUAUAAACUGUGCUUUACUCUGAAUAUUUUACAUAUUUUUCUCUUUUAUUUUCCAUAAAUGCAUAAAUAUUCGCAACCUGGGUAUCAACAACGAUCAGUUCUUGCGACAACGAAUCGAACGACAAUUUUGACACGCACUGUGUAUAUGUGCGAUACUUUGAUCAUUGUGAUACUUGGAAAUAAGUAACUACCCACGCGCCGUUAUAUAUGUAUUACGUUUCUUACAUCUUAAUUCUCUUUUCCCCGCUCCAAACUUCUUGUUUCUUUCGUUCGCAUUUGAAAACUGUGUACAGAGGAAAAACACGAUAAGACGUAUUUCCCAUCUCUUUUCUAUCAUGCUGUAGUUUUAAAAUUCACUACGCUAUUAAUUAAUCUUGUGUUAUCAAAAUUGUUCUUUUAUUUAAUAUUUAAUCCAAACAUAUAUUUUUCCAUUUUAUUCGUAGUUUGAGAAACACUGCUUGAAGUCAUUAAAGUAUUGGACAUAUUAAAAUUUUCUUUAUCUUAACAAUCAUACUUCUGGCUAUCCAUAUCUGACAGAUUCUUUCCAGUUCUAAUUAUUUUAUAUUAAAAUAUUCCGGUUCUAAUACGAUAUUAGCAUCGAAAAAUCAAGAAAAAGGUACUUAUCAUGUUUUCUCUUAAGAUCUUAAUUCUUAAACGAAUCGGACAUCGCGUCCUUUUAUUUUCUUCGAACGAUUCUAAUCGCGAAUGCGUAACAAAAUCAUCGAAGGGGUUUCGUUCCUAUCGAUCGUUCGAUUGUUCAUGACUGACAUCAGCGCCAUCAGAUUGAUGAUAAAAGAUCAAUUCUGAAUUCAUUUGAAUGCGAAUCUAGUAUUUUUUAACCCUUAGAGAACUAAUAUCUCAUGGGAAUACUUGUAUAUGUGUGUGAUGCGUGUUUUCAUGAUCACCGAUGUAGUGUAAACAGGAAUAUUCGAAAUCGAGAGAUGGCUGUAACCGCGCAAAAUAUGUACACCCGCACAGAUACGUUCAUUGAUAGCAGAAAAGAAAAAGGAAAAGAGAAUAUAGAAAGAAAGUAGGGAAGGAGGAAAGGAAAGAAAGAAAGGGAGAAAAAGCAAAUGGUUAUGAUACGCUGGCGUAUCGUUUCAAUGUUUCUAAGAAGAUUGUCGAAUCCGUCUGCUUUUUUCUUUCUUUCUCCUAUGAAUGUACAUGUACAUGUAUCGGCAAUUGUAUAUUUUAACAAAGUAUGCUCGUUUGGUAAAUAAAGCUCAAGAGAAAAGAAAAGAAACGAAA